UUUAGUUUUGUGCGUGGCACUGUCUGCUUCUCCUGACGCACCAAUUUGGUGCAUAUUUUUUGCAGAGAUAGUUGUGAGAUCACAGGCUGGGAGGAUGACAGCUAGAGUGUAUUUCUCGUUGAUUGUGGUUUCAUCCUGUCUGUUUGGAUACUUGAGUAAAACUCAUGCCAUUCAAAGUCAAACCACUGUGGAUGGUUUAUGUCCUGCGAGGCUGACUGUUGUGCCGUCCCAUCGAGGAUGUUCUUCUGAUCAAGAUUGCCCUGGAGGACACAAAUGCUGUCAAUUUGACUGUGGGCCUGUUUGUGUGCUGCCUGUUUUCAUGAAACCGGGUCAGUGUCCCAUACCAGAGAUGAUUCCCUUCUGUGCUGAAAGCUGUGUCCAUGAUGGCCAGUGUCCUGCCUCACAGAAGUGUUGCCCAACCACCGGUGGCUUUGCAUGCAGUGAACCAUGUAGUCAGGGACGAGGACCGGCAAGUUGCCAGGGAAGAGUUAUUGGUCAGGGAAGUAGUAUAGGACGCGUUAUUGUCCAGAGAAGCAGCCAGAGCCAGGUAAGCAAUAUUGGGCAGGGAAGUGGUCUUGGCCAGGGAGGCGGUCUGGGAAGUGGUCUUGGCCAGGGAGGCGGUCUGGGAAGUGGUCUUGGCCAGGGAGGCGGUCUGGGAAGUGGUCUUGGCCAGGGAGGCGGUCUGGGAAGUGGUCUUGGCCAGGGAGGCGGUCUUGGCCAGGGAGGGGGUCUGGGAAGUGGUCUUGGACAGGGAGGCGGACUUGGCCAGGGAGGCGGUCUGGGAAGCGGACUUGGCCAGGGAGGCGGUCUGGGAAGCGGACUUGGCCAGGGAGGCGGUCUGGGAAGCGGACUUGGACAGGGAGGCGGUCUGGGAAGCGGACUUGGACAGGGAGGCGGUCUUGGCCAGGGAGGCGGUCUGGGAAGCGGUCUUGGACAGGGAGGCGGUCUUGGCCAGGGAGGCGGUCUGGAG
Messenger RNA from Carassius auratus (goldfish), 970 nucleotides. RefSeq names its product glycine-rich cell wall structural protein 1-like. Lineage: Eukaryota; Metazoa; Chordata; Actinopteri; Cypriniformes; Cyprinidae. The record is from RefSeq and is a predicted model, not a curated record. The transcript has 3 exons. Gene Ontology annotation, molecular function: peptidase inhibitor activity. Gene Ontology annotation, cellular component: extracellular region. The annotation marks the transcript as partial.